Molecule: messenger RNA, 1326 nt
Organism: Purpureocillium lilacinum
Lineage: Eukaryota; Fungi; Ascomycota; Sordariomycetes; Hypocreales; Ophiocordycipitaceae
Biological process (GO): L-leucine catabolic process
Molecular function (GO): 3-methylbutanoyl-CoA dehydrogenase activity; flavin adenine dinucleotide binding
Source: RefSeq, a predicted model, not a curated record
AUGGCCAGCACCACCAGCCUCCGGACGCUCGGCCGGGCCCUCGCCCGUCCGUCCCGCCAGUUGCGAUGCUCCCCGUCCGCCUCCUGCCGCUCUAGCCUCACCGCCGCCGCCGUGCCCUCAAUGGUGCAGACGCGGCUGCACUCGUCCUCUAAACACCCCAAGGGCUUCGAACCCCCCUCCUCCGAGGAGCUCGACGAGCUGCGCGAGCGCGUGCAAGAGUUCACGCGCCGCGAGAUCAGCGAGGAGGUGGCCGCGCACACGGACCGCAGCAACGCCUUCCCCAACGACAUGUGGCCCAAGCUCGGCGAGGCAGGGCUCCUGGGCAUCACGGCCGACGAGGACGUCGGCGGCCUGGGCAUGGGCUACCAGGCGCACUGCGUCGUCAUGGAGGAGAUGUCGCGCGCGUCCGGGUCCAUCGGCCUGAGCUACGCCGCGCACUCGCAGCUCUGCGUCAACCAGCUGCAGCUCAACGGCUCGGCCGAGCAAAAGGCCAAGUACCUGCCGGGCUUGAUCGCGGGCACCAGCAUCGGCGGGCUCGCCAUGUCCGAGUCCGGGUCCGGUAGCGACGUCGUCAGCAUGCGCUCCACGGCGAAGCCCGUCGACGGCGGCUACCUCAUCAACGGGUCCAAGAUGUGGAUCACCAACGGGCCCGACGCCGACGUCAUCGUCGUCUACGCAAAGACGGAGCCCGACCGCGCCUCCAAGGGCAUCACGGCCUUCAUCGUCGAGACCAAGACCGAGGGCUUCAGCUGCGCCCGCAAGCUCGACAAGAUGGGCAUGCGCGGCAGCAACACGGGCGAGCUCAUGUUCGACAACGUCUUCGUCCCCAGCGAAAACGUCCUCGGCGCCGUCAACGGCGGCGUGCGCGUCCUCAUGGAGGGGCUCGACCUCGAGCGCCUCGUCCUGUCCGCGGGGCCCCUCGGCCUCAUGCAGGCCGCCCUCGACGUCGCCGCCCCCUUCACCCACCAGCGCAAGCAGUUCGGCCAGCCCAUCGCCCACAACCAGCUCGUCCAGGGCAAGCUGGCCGACAUGUACACCAAGCUGCAGGCCUCGCGCGCCUACACCUACGACACGGCCCGCAAGGUCGACGAGCGCGGCCUCAUCCGCACCCAGGACUGCGCCGGCGCCAUCCUCUACGCCGCCGAGCGCGCCACCGAGUGCGCCCUCGACUGCAUCCAGCUGCUGGGCGGCAUGGGCUACGUCGAGGAGAUGCCGGCGUCGCGCCUGUUGCGAGACGCCAAACUGUAUGAGAUCGGUGCCGGCACGUCCGAGAUUCGACGCAUGGUCAUCGGCCGCGCGUUCAACAAGGAGUAUGCCAACGCGUAG